UCCGGCCAGGUUCCUAAUGUGCUCCCUGUCGGUGGAAAGGACUGUUUUUUCUUUUCUUUUUUCUGAAAAACUAAACCGCAGGAGUGAAAAUAUAGACUAUGCUGACACGCAUGACUGACCAUGAGUUUUUAGGAGCUUCAUAUAGACGUAGACAUGACUCUUAGCAGUCAAACCUCAACUUCUUGGGCUACCUUAGCUACUUAAAGGGAACUCGAUGCAGAUUUUUUUUUUUCAUAAAAUAAAUUACUCUUGACUUUAUGAGGACGAAAGGUUUUCCGUCCGAACUUCAUGUGCCUGCUAAAAUGCGUUUCUUCCCAGCUUUCGCCGUGCUUUUCUUCUUUACAUACGGCCUGUCCGAAGCUGCGCGCCCGGAAAAAUGCGGCUCCCGGUGCGACGUGAGCUCCUGUCCGAGCCCCAGCUGUCCCGGCGGGUACGUCCCGGACAAGUGCGGCUGCUGCCUGGUGUGUUCGCCGCGGGAGGGGGACCUUUGCGGCCGCAAGAACGACCUCCCGUGCGGGGACGGCCUAGAGUGCAAGACGCUCUCCGCUUCCGAUGCGGGGAAGCGGCGGGGCUCGUCCAGAGGGGUUUGCCGGUGUAAGCAGGACCACGAAGUGUGCGGCACCGACGGGAGGACGUACGGAAACGUUUGCAAGCUGAAAGCUGCCAGUCGGAGAGCCGUGCAGAAAGGGAGAGCAGCAGUGAGCCAAGCGCACAAAGGACCGUGUUCGACUCCGGACCCAAGUCGUUCUCUCACCCGUCCCAGCAGCCCUCGAUACAAGUUCAACUUCAUCGCCGAUGUCGUGGAGAAAAUAGCUCCUGCUGUUGUCCACAUCGAACUGUUUGUCAGACAUCCUCUGUUUGGUCGCCACGUGCGUCUGUCCAGCGGGUCCGGUUUCAUUGUGACUCACUCAGGUGUGAUUGUGACCAACGCUCAUGUGGUAACCACCACCGGCACGGUGACCGGGAGGCCGCAGCUGCGGGUCCAGCUCCACGAUGGAGACGCAUAUGAGGCUGCGGUCAGGGAUGUAGACAGGAAGGCAGACAUAGCGACCAUCAAGAUCAAUCCACAGAAGAAGCUUCCUGUCCUGUCUUUGGGCAGUUCGGCUGAUCUGAGACCAGGGGAGUUUGUGGUUGCCAUCGGCAGCCCCUUCGCCCUGCAGAACACAGUGACAACAGGCAUCGUCAGCACGGCUCAGAGAGACGGCAAAGAGCUGGGCAUCAAGGAUUCAGACAUGGACUACAUCCAGACUGAUGCCAUUAUCAAUUAUGGCAACUCUGGAGGACCUCUUGUGAACUUGGAUGGCGAGGUCAUAGGCAUUAAUACUCUGAAAGUGACUGCAGGAAUCUCCUUUGCCAUCCCCUCAGAUAGGAUCAGUCACUUCCUCACAGAGUCACAGACCAAAUAUAUCAAAGAGAAGACCCGACUGCAGAGAAGACGCAUGGAGGAGCCUCAAUCUGACACAGAAACAAAGAAGUACUUUUUAGGCAUCAGGAUGAUAACAAUCACCAAAGUUUUAAUGGCAGAGCUGAAACUUCAAGAUCCGGACUUCCCUGAAGUCAGCAGUGGCAUUUUAGUGCAGCAGGUCAUCCCUAAAAGUCCUGCUGAGAGUGGAGGCAUUCAGGCAGGUGACGUUAUAGUGAAGCUAGACGGACACCCAGUUCGCACCACUGAAGACAUCCACCAAGCUCUGCAGAGCGAUCUGCCUCUCCUGCUUGAGAUUCGCAGAGGAAACAACGACUUACUGUUCAACGUGCGCCCUCAGCUGCUGGGGCAUUGAAAAAUGGGACGGGACUUUAUUUUUCAGUUAGAGCAGUCCAGUGAGAAGAGUGAGGAUUUCAAUCGGUGUGCAGCAUUUUCAGGAAAUACAACUGCAAGCGAGCAACUUUUCCAGAUGCAUUGAUGUCUAUUGUUUUUGAUUUUUACUUUCAAAAUGUUUGUUUUGAUUUAUAUGCAGUGUCAUGUAAAAGUAUUCAUACUCCUUGGACUUUCUCAUAUUUUGUCACGUUACAGCAACAGAUUUUAAUUUAUUGUUGUUCAGUCUCAUCUUUUGCAACCAUAACCCAAUUGUAUACCGACAUUGCCUUUAUUUAAGAUAUUUUCUCACCAGGUUUCCUGUCCCUGCUCAAGAAUAGUCGUCCCAAAGCAUAAUCUUGCCACCAUCUUGCUUCAGCAUGAUAAUGUCGCACUCAGUGUGACUUUACUUUUCUUCUGCGCGCAGUAUUUUUUUUCUUGUUAAUUAAAAAGUUUCAGUCUCAUCUGACCAGGCUUGUAACAAACUGCAAUUAGGACUUUUAUGGCUUUCUUACAACAAUGUUUUCUUUCUUACUAUAAAGGCCAAAUUUAAGCCCCCCCCCCCCCCCCACACACACACACACACCUCUGUUGCUUGAUAACACCAUUUUGAUUUUAACAUAUUAGCAACUUUAUCCCUAAAAUUAUACAAAGCUGUAUUCUGUUUACUAGUCAGUGAUCUAUGGAGGCAACUGGUUGCCCUAAUACUUAGAGGUAUUAGCAUUAGCAGAAAAAUGAAAAACUGAAGGCUAUGUUUAAUUUUCUUUCCACUUCGCAAUUUAAAAACCAGCAUGUUGAUCUAUCACUAAAAUAAAAUGCACUGAAGUUAUUUAGUAUGUGAAAAUUCAGGAGGUGUGAAUACUUUCGCAAGGCCGUUUUCAUUUUGACAAAUACUGUAUGGUUCAAUACUCAUGGUGCUGCUGCUGAGUGAAAUGUGCUACACUUUAUAAUGAGGAUGCUUUAGGAAAAAAAAGAAGCUUUUUAAUCUGUGCCAGGGCAGCCGUGUGUGUUUUUCUGUCUGGUGUGCCGGACACCAGCUGCAAACUCGGUUCCACUGUUUAUGUCUUCUCAGUCCUCCUCCUUCCUCCCUGGUUUGGAAAGGCACUCUGUUAAUUUAAACAAAUCUUAGCUACCAUAUUAUAAAAACAGUACUUAUACACAUAAAA
This is a messenger RNA of Xiphophorus maculatus (southern platyfish), 2958 nucleotides long. It is a transcript of the gene htra3a, whose product is annotated as HtrA serine peptidase 3. Gene Ontology annotation, molecular function: protein binding; serine-type endopeptidase activity. Lineage: Eukaryota; Metazoa; Chordata; Actinopteri; Cyprinodontiformes; Poeciliidae. The record is from RefSeq and is a predicted model, not a curated record. The transcript is spliced from 10 exons. Gene Ontology annotation, cellular component: extracellular region. Gene Ontology annotation, biological process: proteolysis. Bases 258 to 1778 code for a protein of 506 amino acids.